AUGGGGGAAGAACCAGAAGAUAGGAAGCGGACGACGACGACGACGGCGCCCUCGCCGCGCGAGCCGUUCCGGCGGGAGGGCCGUGACUCGCACGCGAGGCGCCCCCACUCCUCGUCCAGGCCGCGGCGGGACGAUCCCCCCAGCCCGAGGAGGUGGAGGGAUGACAGGAGGCACGAAUCCGACAGGAGCCACCACAGGCGUCGAGCCGAGGAGAGUGCCAUUGCGGGCGACCACGACGAGAGGAGGAACCGGCCCUUGCAAGCUGCCCAGGCCCGGCGCGAUGAUCCUGGCUCCCUGCGCUGGGAGGGGAAGCGGCCGCCGGGCGAUGUGAAAGAUGACCCUCCCGCGAGGCACGAGAGAUCUCCCAGGGGAACCAAGCGGUUUUCCGAGACGAGAGAGGCCUGGCAGCCUCGAUCUUCGUUCUUCCAGCAUGAUGAACGUGACAGUGCUGGGCAUGGAGGUCGACGCUAUGGUCGCCAAGACUAUGGAAGACACUGGGGUCAUAACGAACAUCUUGAUGAUAGAGAUAAACACAAGUCUGAGGGACACGGUUUGCAGGAAAAGGUUGAGCAGGCCCAACCACAGAAUGAUGUUGAUUCUACAUGGAAGCAUGAUGGGUUUUUCAAGUUGGAGGAAGAAGCUCCUGCUGCCAAAAGGAGGCCAGGAUUUAAGGAGAGGGGAAUGCCACUUGAGGAGCAAGGGUCAGCUGUUACAGAACCGGAUGCAAGAUCACGUAAACCUGGGCUAACCUCUGGAAUGGGAGAAGAAAGGAGGAAUUACCACUCACGGGAAUUCGUAAGGCCUGAUGAUAGAGGUGCCAGGAGGGGAUUUUCUGAUUACAGGAGUGCUGGUCAGAGGAAUGGCUAUGAUUCAAGGGGGCGUGGUUUUGCUGGUAGAGGGGGAAGGGGCAGAGACAGGUUUGAGUACCAGUAUGGCGGAAGAAACAACAUGCAUGAGGCUGCUGGGGAACAAACAGAGAAAUGGAAGCAUGACCUUUAUGAUCAGAAAGACAAUACCCCAGCUCCGAUGACCGAAGAAGAGCAGAUUGCAAAAGUUGAAGCACUCUUGGCGCUGUAGCUACCCUUUUUUGUUGUUGCCUGGAGUUACUUGCGAGUUGCCACAGGUAGUUGAUAUCUAUCUUUAUUGUUGCCUGGACUAUGGAGUUGUUUAGAAUGGCUUGAGUACUAUGUACUUGGUUUUGCGGGGAUCAAUUCUAACUAUAUGUCAUGCUGCUGGAAUUUGGUAUUAUCUAGCCUUUUCAUUC
Molecule: messenger RNA, 1264 nt
Organism: Lolium rigidum
Lineage: Eukaryota; Viridiplantae; Streptophyta; Magnoliopsida; Poales; Poaceae
Product: pre-mRNA-splicing factor 38B
Exons: 5
Coding region: 1-1077 (358 amino acids)
Source: RefSeq, a predicted model, not a curated record